AUGAGAACACCCAAGCCUCAGCAAGUGGGCGAAAGCGUGGUACAUCAACAACAAGAACAAUAUCGUCCCUCAGGGACUGCAGCAGGAAUAGGAGCAAGAGCCUCUGCCACAUCUCCUUUGCUUAGCCAUUCACAAGAUAAUCAGAAUAGACACAAUGGCUAUAGCGCGAUCACUACUGCCAGUAAUACCAUCAAUAGUCAUCACUACAACAACUCCAACAACUAUAACGAUAAUAGCAAUAACAUUAAUCAUAGUAAUAUAGAUGGCAAUAUGACUACAACACCACAUGUCAACGGGGGAAGCAAAACACAACUUGUCCCUGCAUUAAAACAGGGGGUAUUAUUGUCUAGAGCUCUGUCUGCAGACUCAAACGCAACUGAAGACGUAAAGUUGCUAUUACAACCAAAAGCUCAUUCCGAUAGGGAUCCAAGGCCAGAAUCCUUUGUCAAUCAUCCUACCAAUAGUGACAUUGCUCUUAUCCUUGUGGCCUUAAUCCAGGCCUUGGGGUUCAUGGCCCUUGUACUUGUGCGUUGGAGAUUUUUGGAGAUAGGUGGCCAUCAUGGGCAACCAGGACACAUUCAUUUACCCGCAUAUCGUUUCAUCAUGCCAGUGACACAGGCAUUUGUUUGGUCGUAUACAUUCAUACUGUGUAUGUUGGCGGCAUUUACGCGGCAUAUCGUGCCGCCUUCUCGGAUCAGGAGGAUGCUUAUCGUAUUCUCGAUGCUCACGUUUGUCAAUGCCAUACUGCGGCUGAGGACCACUUAUAGAUGCCUUAGCACUGAUGAGGAUCCGGACAAUAUCAGGACCCCGGAGCAAUAUCAGAGAGUAGAAGUUGAAUUCAUGCUAGCAAUUGUCAAUGCAACUUUAUCUACAAUCUUUGCAUAUUUUAUCAUGACUACGAGCAAAGGACCUGACGUUUACUUUGAAGGCCGCAAGGUUUCGCCUGAAAUCAACGCCUCAUUCAUCCGCUGGAUUACCUAUGAUUGGAUGAAUGAACUGAUGUGGGAUGGCUAUGAUCGCGCUCUCGAGUUGGCGUUCCUGCCCAGCUUGACUGACAGGAUGCGUGCUAGACCAGUAUACAGAAUCUUUGCACGAACCAGACUUUUCUUUCAGCAGCAAAAACAACGUCCACCUUCAUUACUCUGGCGUAUCUAUAUUAGUAACCGACGCGAUAUCUGGAUCAACUUUAUUUUUGGUGUUAUUUCAUCUAUUGCGUCAUUCGGGAUGCCUUACUUCCUCGGACAGCUACUUGGCUACAUUGAAGACAAAGACAAUGGAGUAGAAGAGACAGAGCCUAAAGAAAGAGCAUAUCUUUAUGUUUUCGGCAUGCUGAUCAGCGACAUCAUUAAGAGUGUAACCUUUGGACAAAACCUUUACUAUGGACGGCGUGUGGACAUUCGUUUGCGUUCAAUGCUGGGCGCUGAGGUUUAUGCAAAGUCCCUGCGGCGUAAAGAUAUGACUGGAAUCAUUUCUGAACGGACAAAGAAGGGGGCACGUUCAGACACAGGCAAGAUCACCAAUUUGAUGGCUGUGGAUGCCAAUCGUGUUGCCAGUGUGGGGUCGUCUAUUUUCUAUUUGUAUACUUGUCCUAUCGAGAUUACUAUUGCACUGGUGAUGCUCUACCGGGAACUCGAGCUAUCAUCGCUAGUGGGCUUGGCUGUCAUGUUCUUGACAUUUCCUAUUCACCACUUUGCUGCCAAAAAAUACGCAAAAAUCCAGGAACAGCUGAUGGAAACUCGGGACCGUCGCGUCGGAAUGAUGUCAGAGCUAUUGCAAGGAAUCCGUAUGAUCAAAUUCUUCACCUGGGAGAAUAAUAUUCAUAGGAAAAUCAUGGAGGUUCGUGACCAAGAGCUCCGUCGCUUUGUCCGUCUUUAUAUUAUCAAUACGCUUUUCACUCUGCUCUGGUUCGGCUCACCUAUACUAGUCACGGUGAUGGCCUUUACUUCUUAUACCAAGCUGGAGCACAAGGAGCUGACUCCUCGUGUGGCCUUUACCUCGAUGGCAAUUUUCAUUCUUCUCAGGGGUCCACUCAACAUUUUACCAGGUAUGGUCACAGACCUGCUGGAAGCUAAAGUUAGUAUCAAGCGAAUCGAGGCUUUCUUGAAUGAGGGCGAGAUUUGGAAGUACUCGGAUGAGGCUCUCAAGGAAGAUAAGGUCAUUGAGAACCAGGCUCUUAGCCUCAUGAAAAUGUCGAACCAAAAUCAGACGACAGGCACAAUUGGAUUUACAAAUGCCACAUUUAGAUGGCAUACUAAGGCCUCCGCCAAUUCGAGUGAUCAACAAGGCGCUCACUCCAAUUCCACUUCGAAUUCAGGGGCAUUCAUGUUGAAGGACUUGACCAUCCAUUUUCCUAUUGGCAAACUAAGCUUGGUCUGUGGAUCCACAGGAUCUGGCAAAACAUCGCUCUUGAUGGCACUGUUAAGAGAAAUGGAUUUGAUUUCUGGCUCAGUUGAUAUGCCUCGGAGCAAAUCAAAGAUCAUCAAUCCUAAUACAGGUUAUAUCCCGGGCACACUUGCCUAUGUUUCUCAGUACCCUUGGCUUCAACAGGCGAGCAUUCGAGAAAAUAUUUUGUUUGGAUCUCCUUUGGAGAUUGAGCGAUACCAACAUGUGUUGGAAGCAUGUGCUUUACUACCAGACCUCGCAGUCUUUGAACAUGGUGAUUUGACUGAAAUUGGCGAAAAAGGCAUCACACUAUCUGGGGGUCAGAAGCAACGUGUUGCUCUCGCGCGCGCCAUGUACUCAAGAGCUCAACACCUGCUGUUUGAUGACUGUCUCUCUGCUGUGGACGCGCACACGGCGAGACACUUGUUUGAACACUGUUUAAAAGGCCCAUUGAUGAAUGGCAGGACAAGAAUCCUUGUAACACAUCAUGUCCGCCUGUGUCUGCGGGAUGCAUCUUAUGUUGUGCUGCUGAAGGAAGGCUCAUUGGCUCUGACAGGUUCCCCUGUCAAGUUGAUCCGUUCUGGCCUUUUGAGUGAGAUUUUAGAAAGAAAUGGAUGGAUGGAGGAAGACCAGGGCUCAUCUCAUUUGGCAAAGCUUACCUCGGAACAUGGCAUUAUUGCAAAGGAUAUUCCUUUCAGGGCAGUCCCUCCAAAGAAGAAGAAUACCACAGAGGCCAAGAAGCUUGUGGAUGAAGAGGCGCGCUCUCGUGGAAAGGUGAAGCUUUUUGUCUACAACAUGUACCUGAAGGCUUGUGGAGGCCCUCAGUUUUGGUUUGUUUUACUUUUUAUCUUUACGGUCGUGAAGCUUCUUGGGAUUGCAGAGGUUUUAUGGAUCAGAGAAUGGUCCACUGCCUAUCCUGCUUCUUCGGAUGAAUCAAUUUACAAAAUCUCGGCAAAGAUGAUUGGAGUCUUGCGUUGGGGGCAGUCUGACGAUGGCGAUGAGGAUUCAGUUGAUUUGGAUUUUUACAUUGGUAUUUAUGCAAUGAUUGUUUUGAUGGCAGUCUUCUUGACUAUCGUCCGGAUGUUCUGGCAGUUCUACGGUUCCCUUAGAGCGUCGCGAGCUCUUUAUGAGGAGCUUUUAGUGUCUAUCAUCCGCGCACCCAUCCGAUUCUUUGACACAACCCCCAUUGGCCGUAUCAUCAACCGGUUUUCUAAAGACUUUGAAGUCAUUGAUGGACAAAUGAUCUAUAAGAUGGGGAGUAUGCUGUCCGAUACUCUUGGAAUUAUUGUUGUCAUUUUAAUGAUCUCGCUUGUCACCCCAAGCUUCCUGAUCACAGCUUUCUUUAUUGCCUUGGCAUACUUCUUUGUUGGGGCCUAUUACAUUGCCUCCAGUCGGGAAUUGAAACGCAUUGAGUCUGUCACCAAAUCGCCAUUGUACAGUCAUUUUGGUGAGACACUUGUAGGCGUGUCCACCAUUCGUGCGUUUGGUGUCGAAUCCAGGUUUAUGGAGGAGGUCCUUGUCAAGCUUGACAAUAACAACGCUCCAUACUACUUUUUAUGGAUGUGUAACCGUUGGCUCAACAUUCGGGUGGAUUUUAUGGGCGCUAUGGUGAGCUUUGUUGCAGGGAUUUUGAUUUUGCUCAAUCUAGAGCAUCUGGAUGCAGGCUGGGCUGGUCUCAGCUUGGGAUCUGCCAUGAACUUUAUGGGACUAGUCUAUUGGCUCGUGCGUAUUUACACUGAGAUGGAAAUGUCCCUAAACAGUGUGGAGCGUGUCAAUGAAUAUUUGGAGAUGCCCCAGGAGCCGCCUGCUAUUAUAGAAGAGUCUCGUCCACCAGCUGGCUGGCCAUAUGACGGAAAGAUCGAGAUUAAGGACUUGACAAUGCAAUAUGCUCCUGAUAUGGGCCCUGUCCUCCAUAAUAUCUCUAUCAGUAUUAGACCACGCGAAAAGAUUGGUAUUGUCGGACGAACAGGAUCCGGAAAAUCAACAUUGGCGUUGUCUCUGUUCCGGUUCAUGGAGCCUGUUGCAGGGUCAAUUGUCAUUGACGGCAUUGAUAUUUCAAAGAUUGGUCUUGAGGAUCUACGCAGCCGCUUGACUAUUAUACCCCAAGAUGCCGUGCUAUUCAAUGGCACUAUUCGAUCCAACCUGGAUCCUUUCCAGGAGCAUACAGACUAUGAAAUAUGGGAAGCACUGCGUCGCGUGCACCUUGUGAAGGCUCGAGGAUCCAGGACUGGGUCAAGGUCAAGUUCUCCUCCAGGCAUCAACGCCGCUUUCUAUCAAAAUCACCAAAACAUACCACAUCCUACCUCGUUCACAUAUAUUGGCCAUCCCUUCGGUAUGAAUGAUGAUGUACAUGCCCAUCUACUUGGCCAUCCUCACCAACACCAUCAUGACGCACCUGAAAACGUUUAUAUGAAUCCUGGAAUAACCGCCCCUGCUCCCGACUUUGGAGGUCCUAUCUACAACGAUCCUUUCCAUCCUGCGCUUUGCCCACCCACAGCACCCGAUAGACCUGCUAUUGUCAGCAUUCAGGGCGAUUAUGUGGAGCAGCAGCCAAGGACGAGUCCUGGAACAACACCACAGUUGUUGAAUGGGGCCAGAAUGCAUUUUGCUAAUGCUAAUGGCCAUUAUGACAGCAACGGAGGACUGCUCCCUAUUGACCCUGUUUCACCACGUGUUCUUUGCUCUUCGCUGAACCAAACCGAUGCCACAGACUGCGUUACAGCGCCAACCAAUGGAUUAUUGCAAGGAGUAGUCUCAAUGCAAGAUGAUGCAGAUGAUCCUUUUGAGGAUCUGGAUAGCCCUGUGAGUGAUGGCGGACAUAAUUUCUCUCAAGGUCAACGGCAAUUAUUGUGCAUGGCCCGUGCAUUGCUUCGUCAAAGUAGGGUUAUCAUUAUGGACGAAGCUACUGCAAGUGUGGACUUUGCUACGGAUGAGAAGAUUCAGACGACCAUCAGAAAUGAGCUUGGAGAUUCAACUUUGAUCACAGUAGCUCAUAGACUGAGGACAAUUAUGGAUUAUGACCGAGUGUUAGUUCUAGAACAGGGACAUGUGGUGGAAUUUGAUAGUCCCAUUAAUCUUAUUACGAAUCCCUCCAGCCGAUUCCGCGACAUGGUUGAGAAGUCAGGCGAGUGUGAUACACUCUUUGAAAUGGCUGCCAGAGCGUAUUAA
Molecule: messenger RNA, 5550 nt
Organism: Lobosporangium transversale
Lineage: Eukaryota; Fungi; Mortierellomycota; Mortierellomycetes; Mortierellales; Mortierellaceae
Product: ABC transporter type 1, transmembrane domain-containing protein
Exons: 12
Coding region: 1-5550 (1849 amino acids)
Biological process (GO): transmembrane transport
Cellular component (GO): fungal-type vacuole; membrane
Molecular function (GO): ATP hydrolysis activity; ATP binding; ABC-type peptide transporter activity
Source: RefSeq, a predicted model, not a curated record